CCUCGCGUGGCGGCUGCGGGGAGGCGCUCGCGGCAAGCCGCACGACGAGCUGGUCGUUGGCGGCGGCUACGAGGUGGACGACGGCGUUGACGCUGACGGCAGCGACUGCGAGGCGCUGGGCGAGCUGGAGAGCAUCGUGGGGUGCGACGGCGACGCUUUCGGCAAGGAGAGCAUCGUGGGGUGCGACCGCGACGUGUUCAGCAAGGACGGCAGCGGCUGCGAGGCGCUGCUCGCGAAGGAGAGCAUCAUGGGGUGCGACGGCGACGCGUUCGACAAGGACAGCAUCGUGGGGUGCGACGGCGACGCGUUCGGCAAGGAUGGCAGCGGCUGCGAGGCGCUAGACGACAGCAUCGUGGGGUGCGACGGCGGCGCGUUCGGCAAGGACGACGGCAGCGGCUGCGAGGCGCUGCUCGUCAGACAGCAUCGUGGGGUGCGACGGCGGCAGCGGCAGCGGCUGCGAGGCGCUGGACGCGCUGGAGCGCAUCGUGGGGUGCGACGGCGGCGCGGUCGGCAACAUGGAGAGCAUCGUGGGGUGCGACGGCGACGCGUACGACGGCGACGAGGUCGGCAAGGACAGCAUCGUGGGGUGCGACGGCGACGCGUUCGGCAAGGUCCCGCCCUUCCCGACGCUCUCGGAGGUGGCCGUGGAGAGCGAGCUGGAGCUCAAGGAUGCUCCUGCCCAGGAGGGCGCUCUUGGUCAGGCCGUGCUGGGCCCGAGAGUUGCCUGCUGGGCCGACGCGCUGGAGCAGCAGCAGGCGGGCGAGCAGUGCGAACAGUUCGUGGACCCGCGCGAUUGGGACAUGGUCUUCCUGGCCAACAGUGCCGCUGCCGCCAGGCGUGAGGCAGCGCUGGACGCCCGCACGGCCGCGGAGCGCCUCGUGCAGGAUGUGCUGGACGAGAUGCCCGUGGACGUCGAGGCGUUUGGGUGCAAGAAGAAGGCGAAGAAGAAGCAGCACAAGAAGUUGCUUCGGGCCGACGUCGUGGGGGCGACUGUGGGCUUGGACAGCGUGGCGGCGGAGGACCCUCGUCCUCCUGGCGCGGCGGGCGUUUGGGCUUUCCUCGAGAAGGCCUACGCCGCGGGCGUGCCGCCCGACAUCGCCGCCGACCUGGUGCGGGACCAGGUGGUCCUCUGAUGUUCGUCGUGGUGGGCCUCGGCGAGCUCAAGGACUGGCUCAGAAGUUGGGGGCACCCUUUGAUUGCCCUGGGGACUCGUCUGCCUGACGAGUGCGGAGUUCGUCGCGGUGCACUUCGGCGAGCUCGUGGCGGUCCUCCGAGGAGGCCGCGCCCGCGCGCGUGGCCGCGCGCGGGCGCCUGCGUGGCCGACAGCCCGCGCAGAUGCUUGCGAAUCCUCCUCCUCCUCCUCCUCCUCCCUCCUCCUCCUCCUCCUC
This is a messenger RNA of Prorocentrum cordatum, 1388 nucleotides long. The record is from the annotation of a GenBank genome assembly. NCBI's taxonomy places the organism in Eukaryota, Dinophyceae, Prorocentrales, Prorocentraceae.